AUGGCUGCCUCUGAUAACCAUUGUCGAUCAAACAGCUUGCCCUCUAAACCGCACCCCCUUAUUCUGCAAUGCAACGAACACUUGUGCAGAUUAGAGGCUUCUACUCCUACAUCUUUAUCAUCUUCUUCCUCUUCAUCGUCCUCAUUUAGCCAUAAACUAAGUGGCCUUCAGGAUUUGCAUGAAGCUGUUGAAAAGUUAGUUCAACUUUCCAUUACUCGAGAAGUACUUGUCCAAGAGAGUCAAGAAAAUUGGGUUGAAAAGCUCUUGGAUGGAUCUCUUAGGCUCCUUGACGCGUGCACUGCAGCCAAAGAUUCAUUGUUGCAUACAAAGGAGUGUGCGAGGGAACUUCAAUCAAUCAUGAGAAGAAAAAGAGGAGGUGAAAUGGAGAUCACUGUAGAGGUCAGAAAAUACUUGACCUCUAGGAAGGUAGUCAAAAAGGCAAUCUCCAAAGCCUUGGGAAAUCUGAAGAGUGCUUCAAAUAAGUGCAAGCUUUCUCCUUCGCACAAGGGUCAACAAACUCCAGAAUUGGCGAGCCUAUUUAAAGAUGUGGAAAUAAUUACUCUUCAGAUUUUGGAGUCAAUGUUGAGUUUUAUCUCUGCAUCAACACAGUCAAAGCCAAGCAACUGGUCUUUGGUUUCCAAGCUAAUGCACAACAAAAGGAUUUCUUGUACACAAGAAGCAUAUGAGAAUGAAUUUGCCAAAGUAGAUUCUGCAUUACAAGCCUUUGUGUUCCACACAACAAGAAAGUCAGAGAAUAUUGAUAAUUUGCAGAAUCUGUUGGAAGAAUUGGAGUUGGUGAUUCAAGACUUUGUGGAAGGACUUGAAAAACUUUUCAAGAGAUUUAUCAAAACUAGAGUUGCCCUCCUUAACAUUCUCAAUCACUAG
Neltuma alba is the source of this 885-nucleotide messenger RNA. RefSeq lists its product as uncharacterized. The transcript has a single exon. The record is from RefSeq and is a predicted model, not a curated record. The coding region runs from base 1 to 885 and encodes 294 amino acids. NCBI's taxonomy places the organism in Eukaryota, Viridiplantae, Streptophyta, Magnoliopsida, Fabales, Fabaceae. Gene Ontology annotation, biological process: root development; shoot system development.